Phoenix dactylifera (date palm) is the source of this 2423-nucleotide messenger RNA. RefSeq lists its product as uncharacterized. The record is from RefSeq and is a predicted model, not a curated record. NCBI's taxonomy places the organism in Eukaryota, Viridiplantae, Streptophyta, Magnoliopsida, Arecales, Arecaceae. Gene Ontology annotation, biological process: sesquiterpene biosynthetic process. Gene Ontology annotation, molecular function: cyclase activity.
CUUCUCCCUACCUUCGUUUGGUCACACCAAAAGCCCCAAAGCUCCUCCUCCUACCGAGAUCAAAAAGGAGAAAGAAUGUCUACGAAAGAAAGGGAAGAACAAUUAAAGAAAAACCCUAAAAAGCCCUCCUUUCGCUCUGUCUGUUUGCGCUUUUCUCCUCUAAUCUCUUCCAUCUCUGGGGGCUUCUUGGUUUUCCAGGAAGAGAAGAAAUCUCUCCUCGUUUCUUGACCAAUCUUGAAGCCAGCGGUUAUUCGGUCGAUUGCUUAUCAAGAUUAGAGUUGGUGCUGUUCCUAGGACAGAAUUUCAGGCAUCUUACUUGAGUACAGAAUUCUGUCAUACCUAUUAAUGCUUAACUCUGUGUUCAUCUGUGGCGUAUCCUUCCAAAGACCCAGAAAAUUCAUAAAAAAAUAGUGAAUCCUAGCAUUUAUGCCCUUGAGUGACUUCAGAAAGAGACUAUAGUAGGGUGAAUUUCCAUUAAGUAGUUAAUCAUCAACUACUUCUAGUCACAGCUGCCUAAGAGACCUGAACUGGAGUAUCCAUUGAAGUUUGCUUAAACUAUACAAGAGAAUGGUUUCAAAUGGUAAUGGAAAAUCCACGAAUGAAAUCCAGGAAGAAGUAGGAUCAACCAUGCCACCAAAUGGUUAUGGAACCAAGGAUCAGAUACCUCUUUAUAUCCAAACUUCUCAGAUGGGACUUCUGGAUGAGAAUAAGCACCACAAUAAAUUUCUGAAUACAUUAAAAGCUAUUCCUUCUAAAUCCAGAUUUAAAAAAUUUGGGCCUUCCCCUUCAGCCAAAUUCCGGCAGCUUGCAGCAGAACGAGAUGAGAUCUCACGAUCAGUUCAUUCUGCUGAUGAAAGUUCUUCGAGACACUUCCAUGUGCCCUUUGUCCGGAAAGUCAAUUGGACUUAUCUGUGGGGACUGUGUAAGGAAUGGAUCAAAGAACCCAUGAACAUGGCUCUUCUUGUUUGGAUUGCUUGUGUUGCCAUCUCUGGUGCUAUCUUGUUCCUUGUCAUGACUGGCAUGUUAAAUGGUGUUUUAACAAGGAAAUCCGAGCGAGACACUUGGUUUGAAGUUAAUAACCAAAUUCUCAAUGCUCUGUUCACUCUCAUGUGCCUCUACCAACACCCAAAACGAUUCCACCAUCUUGUGCUUUUAUGCAGAUGGGAACCCAAAGACAUUCUAAGGCUUAGAAAGAUAUACUGCAAAAAUGGGACCUACAAGCCUCAUGAAUGGAUGCAUAUGAUGGUCGUGGUGAUUCUCCUCCAUUUGAAUUGCUUUGCUCAGUAUGCUUUAUGUGGGCUUAAUUUAGGAUACCCCCGAUCAAAGCGACCUGCGAUUGGAGUCGGCCUUUGCAUAGCUGUUGCAAUUGUUGCCCCAGCUUUAGCCAGUGUAUAUAAUAUUCUUAGCCCUCUUGGUAGAGAAUACAAGAUUGAAAUGGAUAGUGAAGCACAAGUUGAGAUCAUCUCUACUGAUGAUAGCAGACCAGCAGCUCUCCGGAUCAAGUCUCUUGAAAAGAAAUAUUCAUUUAUUGCAAGAGAAGACCACGGGGCUCCAGAGAGUAGACCAGAAUGGAUAGGGGGGUUAUUCGAUUUCUGGAAUGAUAUUUCUCUAGCCUACCUUUCAGUCUUCUGCAGCUUCUGUGUUUUUGGGUGGAACAUGGAGAGGCUUGGGUUUGGUAACAUGUAUGUUCACAUCGUGACUUUUCUUCUAUUCUGCACGGCUCCUUUCUUUAUUUUUAACUUGGCAGCGGUCAAUAUUAAUAAUGAUGCUAUUCGAGAGGCAUUGGGAAUUGCUGGCAUUUUACUUUGUCUUUUUGGCUUGCUGUAUGGUGGCUUUUGGAGGAUUCAGAUGAGGAAGAAAUUUCACCUUCCUGGAAACACCUUUUGCUGUGGUCAUCCCUCAGCGACUGAUUGUUUUCAGUGGCUUUGCUGUUGCUCAUGUUCUCUUGCUCAGGAGGUGAGGACAGCAGACUAUUAUGAUGUUGUGGAAGAUAAGCUUUGUAUGAAGCAAACCAGUGAUGAUAACCAGCUUGCAUUGUCUCCUUUGCCCAAUGAAGACGGGUUGCCUCUAUUCAAAUCCACCCCUAGUUCUCCUUACAGGGGAAAUUCCAGUCCAUCUCUUUUCAAGAUGGAAUACUCAUCAAGUCCCGGCAGGUUUUCAGGUGGGCAUACUCCAGACAGGCAUUUGCCUGCAGUAAAGGAGGGUUCAUCUCUGGAAAAGGAAGAUGAUGAAAUGAGACCACCUGUUCAAGAUGUUAUAGAAAAAGAAGAUACUCGGGCACCAUAGUUUGUGGAAUAAGAGAAUUGUAAUUUUGAGUGUAUUCUAGUCAAAACUGUUUUUGUUUCUGCAAUUUCUUCUCACUGUAUGGAAUUUCUAUAUUGUGUUGCAUGAAAUGGAAGUGAUCGAGUUUCAAUAUUUUGAUC